AUGUCUAAAGAAACGGCUCAACAGAAUUCUGUCGGCGUUGUUCUUAUUGGUCUGCCAAAGACUGGGAAAACGGCACUCGCCUGCCAAUUUUGCGACCAACCCGCUCCUACUGAGUACAAUGCAACGACUAUUGACACUCCAAUGGAUACCACUUUGACUAUAGGAAAAGCAAUGUAUAACUUCACAUUUAAUGACUGUUCUGGAAGUGCACUGUUAAACAGCAGAACCACUGCAAACACAAUACUUUCUAAAGGGAAAAUCCAUAUCUUUGUGGUCUCCCCAACUGAGUCAGACUCCGCAGAAUACAUCCAAGGCUUCUUUAAAGACCUCACAAAAGACUCGGAACCCAUUUACAGAUUCGUCUUUGUCACUCAUAAAGAACAAGAAGACAAAGACGGAGUCGUCGCAAGUUUAAAAGACUUCAUCCCCGACGACUGUAAAAUUUAUCAAUACGACGUGCUCAAUCAAAAAGAUGAAAUUGUCAACAACUUCACGGAUUUCAUGAAGAGAGCACUUGUCGAACACAAAGAACUCUUCGAAGGGUGCCUCGCGACCGAAAAACCAAAAAAGGCACAACCCGCAGACUCGGCUAAACAAGGCGAUGCUCCAAAAAAGAAAAAAGCCUGCUUGAUCUUCUAA
Messenger RNA from Entamoeba invadens IP1, 639 nucleotides. RefSeq lists its product as hypothetical. Lineage: Eukaryota; Evosea; Mastigamoebida; Endamoebidae. The record is from RefSeq and is a predicted model, not a curated record. The transcript has 4 exons. Bases 1 to 639 code for a protein of 212 amino acids. Gene Ontology annotation, molecular function: GTPase activity; GTP binding.